AUGGAAGCCCCCCCCCCCCCCCCCCCCCCCCCCCCCCCCGAGGGAUGGGUACAAAUCCAAACUAAUGGGUCUGUCCUCUCUCUCUCAGGAAGUGCAGCCGCUGGAGGGCUCAUCCGCGAUUGCCUAGGAAGAUGUCUUGUGGCUUUUGCAGGUAAUCUUGGGACCUGCUCGAUCACUGCAGCAGAACUUAAAGGAGCAGUGGUGGGACUUCAGAUGGCCUGGGACAGAGGUCACCGUAAAGUUCAGCUGAAACUUGACUCUGCUACGGCGGUGGCCAUCAUCAAGAACUGCGCAGAUGAUGAGCACAGACAUGGUCUCCUUGCGCAGCAUGCUUUCAAUCUUUUGAGUCGUGAUUGGGACGUUGUGGUCUCUCACGUGUAUAGGGAAGGAAAUAGAACAGCUGACUAUCUUGCUAGUCUUGGCCAUAGCUUACCUUUUGGAACACAUCAUGUUGAUGUGUGUAGCCCUGAUCUUUGUAGGUGGUUAGAUUAUGAUGUUAUGGGAAUUUCCCAACCUCGUCUUAUUAAUACAUGA
Linum tenue is the source of this 534-nucleotide messenger RNA. Lineage: Eukaryota; Viridiplantae; Streptophyta; Magnoliopsida; Malpighiales; Linaceae. The record is from the annotation of a GenBank genome assembly.